Molecule: messenger RNA, 3912 nt
Organism: Cyclospora cayetanensis
Lineage: Eukaryota; Apicomplexa; Conoidasida; Eucoccidiorida; Eimeriidae
Exons: 8
Coding region: 1-3912 (1303 amino acids)
Source: RefSeq, a predicted model, not a curated record
AUGCUAGUACUGGUGCCUACCGCAGUGUUUCUGCUCGGCUUCGCGUUCCCCACAGACCUGCAUGCCAGGGGACCUCCUAAUAGCUCUCAAGGGACUACGGGGGGCACAUUAGGCCGCGGUCCUGACAGGAGACGUUACUGGGUGCCGAGUGGCAAGCCGGCUGUAGGAUCGGACAUGUUUCUUACGGCGAAGCACGCAUUUAUAGUGGGGUUCUUUCUUAUAGAUAUCCCUGGUCUUGCUUUUAGGAUGGCUUUGCUGCUUCAUGGAGGUAGCUCCCAGGGGACCUUGCUUUGUCCGUUUCUGCUAAAGAAUUUGACUUGGAUAUGCCUAAGGCCACUUCAGAUGCACCAGUGUGUCUUGGCUGAGAAGGAAGACGCCAGCUGUCAUCAGCGAGAAGUCCUCACUGUAGCCACAGAUGUUCCUCGACAGAUUCGCGCUGCCAUUUGUGCUACGGGCUGUCCUGCUACUGGUGCUGAUGGCGUCCCAACAAGGAGGGAUGGAGUGGGAAUCCCGCCAGCCUGCUGCUUCGAAGAGCCUGGACUUCCUGCUGCAGCAGAACUCCACCAACUAAGAAACCACAUGGGCAGUUCUUCGACUGGUGAUGCAGAAGAUGCUACGGCAGUUGCUGCAGCAGCGGCUGCGGCUGUUAGAGAACGACAGCAGGCCUUCCUUCUAAACCUACUGGACAUUCAAACCCUCAGUAGCCUCAUAAGCAAUGAAGCAUCCUUCUACUCGGCUCCAGCAGAUGUCGCGGAGGCUCACACCCAGGACACAGCCUCUCCAGCGGCUACGGUUACGUCAGCAGCAGCAGGCGGAAGGGGUCACUCCGCAUCCACCGUAUCCGAGGUGCAGCAACCGGCAUACAAGAGGCCUCUACAGCGCUUUAUGACUCACGGCCCUCUGCGAUUCUUUAUGCUGCGCACAAAGCAGCAAGAGGAUCAGCAGGCUUCCGCUGUAUCAGAUCUGGCAACAGGCGCCGUUACAGAGGAGCCAAAGGCACCCCCCUUGGGCAGGGCCUUCACACUCAGUAGAUGGAAAAGACAACACAAGGGAAAGGACCAACACAAUCUAUUUAGGAACUAUCGAUCUGUCAUUUUGCCGCCCUCUGCAGUAAGAACUGGAGCAAACGGCCCAGCAAAAAAUCGUUUGACUCCAAUACGAGAAAGGGCAGCGACAACUGUGGCACCCGCAACAACAGCAGAUCAGCAGUUCCCUCUACCUUUUAGCAAGAGACUUGGGGAGCGUUUAGCAUCUCUAAGGGCAUUCAGAGGACGCAGACGCUCUACAGUUCCCUCAUGCUCUAAGAAACAAGGGGAGCAACAGCCAGAGCAGCCGGAAGAUCCCAAAGAUCUUCUCAGCCGUGGAAAGUCCAGGCAUCCCCCAGCGCACUCCCAGCAGGCUCCACAAUACAAGCCGCAGCAACAGCGCGGAGACGACCCGGCAAGUCCAGGAAAGGAAAUGAUAGACGGGGCGCUUCUUACCUUCGGUCGACGCCCUGAAAAGGCUCCGAGACUAGCCACAGGAGGCUUCUCGCCCAGAGGCCCUGAGCAGACUCUCGACCUUGCCCAGUCCUGCACCAUGCACAGGCACGGACACGCACCUUGCAGGGAUGGGGGCGCUGCUUUUGCACUGGAGCCUUACGACGCAUGCCAGGGUCUAGCGGAAACUGCACCGACGGCGGGAACAGCCCAAAGCGGCAGCUGCUCUAAAAUACCUCUCGGCUGGCUGCAACUGGACACGUUCAAUCCGGCACCAGCCGCUAUCUACACGGCACCAUUGGCAGCACCGACCGCACAGAUGAAUGGACAAAAAAGCAAGCAACCGGGAGACCUUUUCCCCCACGAGCUCUCUUGCCUCGCUUCACGAACCUUAUGGCUGCUUGAUGCUCUGAGGCGACAACAGUGGGAGCUGCUGCAGGAAGGGUUCCCAGUGAAACGCAUUGGUUUUUCUCUACUGCUGAAGCGGCUGCUUAUACUGCUGCUGCGCCCCCGCGGAAGAGGAUUUGCUGCUGUCACAGACAGUGGAGUGCAUAUAAGCCGCAAGCAACAGCUCCUACUUGCUUUUGUUGCCAUUUUUACACACUUGGCGAAGCUUUUGCUAGUUCUCCACCCCUUCAUAAGCACCCUUAUUGCGCAGCAGCAGCAACUGGAAGAAAGGCUGCACGAGGAAGAAUCUUUGGUGCAGAAGGCUCCGGGGGAGCUGCUCCUAAUGGGCGAGGGCGGACUUUUAUUGCUGAUUCUUAUAUCGCUGCUGGUGCUGCUACAGGCAACCCUGUAUUUGUGUCUCUCUGUCCCUUUCCUGGAUACACUUUUCGUAGCUGUUGGUGGAUGCCUGAGCCUCGCGUCUUUGCAAGGACUGCUGGCUACCAUAGAAACGCUCUUCCAUAGUCCCCACAGGAGUGAAGGGCCCCCUAAGAGAAAUCCAGGGGCUCCAGGUGUGGAUAUAUGGUUUAUAGAGCUGCCUGUGGCCGAGAUAUUGCUUCGGUUGGUGCUAUGUGCCCCCCCUUUCUUCUCGCUGCUACAGCUAAUCCUGCCAGUUUGCAGCUUGCUCUGCCUCCGGAGCACCGUGGCGUGCUCGUGGCAGCCACGCUCCGCGGCUACACUAAGGCAGCAGUCGGAGCACCAAUACACAGUGGACGAGCCGUUCACCUACUCGGGACCCCCUGGUGGAGACGAUCCCGCAGUCCCUGCAGGCACCGCCGGAGUGCUGCUGCUGCUGCUGUGCAGUAGCAUGGGGGCCCCCCUAUCACUUCAUGCCCUCUUGGUAGGGGGCCCCCUACUGCGCAGCGUGCGGCUGUGCGACCAGCUACUGCAGCACCACUUCGAUGCAACGGUGCUGCUGUUGUGUUCUCGGGGUAUCACUGCAGGUUGGGCCCCUAACCGGCUGCUGCUUGUUGUACACUUCUGCUACUUCUGCUUCUGCUGCUGUUAUAUGAUGCUCUCUUGUAGCGUGCGGCUGCUGCAAUUGCGGCGGUGCGAGCUGCUUUUGCAGAUGCAGCUACUUCUGGAACCGUUGCACCCUGCAAUGCAAUCGCAGGAAACCGGGGCAACAGGGGCAGCUGUUUCCGCCGGUUUAGAUUUUGAUGAUGCAGCUGCAGGGGGGGGACCGUCAGACACUUCGCUGCACGGCCAAAGAGCAUACUCAGCAGCAGCGGCUGUUGCUGUGGCCCCUUCACAGCCUCCCUAUAUUUUGCUGUCUGAGGUUCAUAGGCACCUGCAGACGGAGGGGUUUUUCUCCUUUAGCAGCAGCAUCUGGCCUCCCUGCUGGGCAUGGGGUGGUGCAGUUGGCAGAACUGAUACAGCUGUUUGCGAUGCUGCUGUUGCUGAUAUCGCGUAUGUGUUGGAAGCAGCCAGCACUGCUGUUAUUUGUGCUUCAGCCCCCCAGAGCGUCCGUUGCACCAGCUGCAGUAGCAACAGUAACAGGUAUGGCCUUGCCUGUGUUACCUCAGCUUUACUUGCUGACUUCGCGUGUACUCCAGCCUUUGAUUCGCCCUGGUUCUCCGCUUCUUCGUCUUCAACAGCAUUGGCUGUGUGGUUCGCUACGAGGCAGCACGCCCUGCUGGUAGCCCCCAAGGGGCCCUCAUCAGAUCCAAGAGGCGGCUGGGAGCAAAGAGAGGCCUUGAACGCUGUCGCUUCUGGCAAUGCAGAAAGCAAAGGUAACCGUGUACCUCUACAAAAUCGGCAACAGCAGCAGUACAGCAGUAACCGCAACACCAAAAAAGAGUUGGAAGAGGGGCAACGAAAAGCAUCUGCAGUCUUUCGCAUAACAGCAACAACAAGGGAAGACGCGCUUUUGAAACAAUGGGAGCAUAGGAGGCAGAGAGAAAGGAUAGGGCCGGCAGAGGAAUCGCAUUCGAUAGCAGGCCCGACAAGUCGCAUGUCGAUGCUGACGGGAAGCGAAGAGACAACGUAA